AUGGGCAACGGGAUGUGCUCCCGAAAACAGAAGCGGAUUUUCCAGACUCUCCUGCUCUUGACUGUGGUGUUCGGCUUCCUCUACGGGGCGAUGCUCUACUACGAGCUGCAGGGCCAGCUGAGGAAGGCUGAGGCCACGGCGCUCAAGUACCAGCAGCACCAAGAGUCCCUCUCAGCUCAGUUACAAGUUGUAUAUGAGCACAGGUCAAGAUUAGAAAAGUCAUUACAAAAGGAAAGGCUUGAACACAAGAAAGCGAAAGAAGAUUUUCUUGUUUAUAAACUAGAAGCGCAGGAAACACUAAAUAAAGGAAGGCAAGACUCAAAUAGCCGGUACAGCGCACUGAGUGUACAACACCAGAUGUUGAAGAGUCAACAUGAAGAAUUAAAGAAACAGCAUGCUGACCUUGAGGAAGAUCACCGAAAACAGGGAGAAGAGUUUAGCAGAACAUUCAGUGAUCACAAGGAACGAUACUUACAACUGCAGCAGGAAAAAGAGCAGGAGAUCUCUAAGCUAAAGGAAUCCCUAUAUAACUUACGGGAGGAGAACAGACAGUUGAGAAAAGCUCAUCAAGAUAUUCACACCCAGCUACAAGAUGUCAAGCAACAGCAUAAGAACUUACUCUCCCAACACAACCAACUUGUAGUGACAUUGGAAGACCACAAGAGUGCACUAGCUGCUGCACAGUCCCAGGUGGAGGAAUACAAACAGUUGAAGGACACACUCAACAAAAUACCAAGUUUCCGACAGCCUGAGAAGUUAGAACGACCAAAUGAGCAACCAGAGGUGCGAGCACCGUCUCCCAGCAGUGACCUCCCAAUGCACCGUGAAGAUGCGGGUGAAGAGCAGAAGGAGAAUGAGAAGCCACAAGAGAGAGCAGAAAUAAAUACCCAGGAAAAAGAUGACAGAGCGGAGCCUUUUCAUCUGCAAAGAAGGCCUAAUGAGGGCCAGCAUUCCAAAGAACUAAAUAUUCAGGAGCAACAAGAAGCUGGAGAGGAUGAUGAGCAACAUGUUGAUGAAGUUGAAGAGGAACGCAAAAAAGAACUUGAAGAAGAAGAAAUGGAGCAGGCAGGUCAGCCUGAGCACUUAGAGGAGGAACAGGAUCAGGUUCCAGAAGAGCAUGAAUGGAAAAAACAGGAACAGAAAGAGGAGGAAACUAACAUGUUGGGUGAUCAUGUUCAUUCAGAGGUAACAUCAAUGAAAGCUGUAACAAAUAGACAUAAACCAGCUUAUGAACAGCAGCUAGAGCAGCAACAUCUUGCAGCCCAGAGAGCCGAGGAGGCUAGUCAGCUACGAGAACAUCAGGAAUCACUGCACCAGCAAAGACUGCGAGGACAGCUCUUAUGGCAGCAACAGCUUCAAGAGAGAGAGCUUCAGCUGCAAAAACAGGCAGAACAAGGAGAAAAACUCUACAAAAGCCGGCUAAGCCAACAGGCUCAUUAUGAUAACGUGGACCAGGAUAUUGUACAGGGGGAAGAAGAGCAAGGUAUUCAGGAAGAGGAAGGAGCUUAUGAACGUGACAACCAGCACCAGGAUGAAGGUGAAGAUGAUCAAAAUAAUGCAAAUGAACAGCAAGAACCAGAACAUCAAGUAGAAAAUCAGCAGGCUGAUCGAUCAAAGACAGCCAUGGAAGAUGUGAAUCCUGCUGAUGACCCCAACAAUCAGGGAGAAGAUGAAUUUGAGGAAGCUGAGCAAGAGAGAGAAGAAAAUGUACCAAAUGAAAAGCACAAGCAAACCAGUCAGAAACAAGGACACCCAGGAAUGGAAGAGCACCUGGUGAUGGCAGGAAAUCCUGACCAGCAGGAAGAUAAUGUGGAUGAACAAUACCAGGAGGAGGGAGAAGAGGAGAUUCAGGAAGAUUUGACUGAAGAGAAGAAACGAGAACUGGAACGCAAUGCCGAAGAGCCAUAUGGCGAAAACGAUGAAAAUGUGGAUGAAAAGAAUAACAGACGGGCAGACCAAGAGCAAGAAAUCCAAGAAGAGAACAAUCGGAAAGAAGUUCAUGAAGAAAAUUAUGAGGAGGAGGAAGAGGAGGAAGAAGGCAGAGCUGUUGCAGCAAAAACUCAUAGACGAGGGGAGAUGUAGUCUCUCUUUU
Molecule: messenger RNA, 2092 nt
Organism: Nestor notabilis (Kea)
Lineage: Eukaryota; Metazoa; Chordata; Aves; Psittaciformes; Psittacidae
Gene: GOLIM4
Product: golgi integral membrane protein 4
Exons: 16
Coding region: 1-2082 (693 amino acids)
Cellular component (GO): Golgi apparatus; Golgi membrane
Source: RefSeq, a predicted model, not a curated record